CGCCGCCAGCGUCGCUCGAUAGUGGGCAGAAGGCCGCUGGGAGAUGGAGGGCGUUGUAGAGGAUGCAGGUGAGUUUGUGAGCUGGGCCGUCAACAACCACUUCGACUCUGGAUGGGAUCGUGCUCGCAAGUACAUCAACGGCAAGAAAGUCGAAGACGUGUACCGGCCUGUACGACCGCCGCGUUCACUGCCACCGGACCAUCAUCAGCAGGUCAUUACGGCCGCCCCGCCCCGGAGUAGUAAGCAGCAGCAGCAGCAGCGCCGCGCAGCGACUGCGGCGGCCUCUUCGUCGUCUUCGAGCAGCUCUGGUGGCGCGAACCGCACAGGGCUCCGGUCAGCAUCGCAAGGCCGCAAUUCACGCGUGAGGUCAUCAGACUUUGAGCGCAAUACUGCCUUUGCCUUAACUCGUUCAGCCCGUCCUCUCGACGCUGAUCCAUACACCACUCAACUCGUCCAUCUUCCAGCGUCGCGACGCAAGCAAGCAAGUCUUCUAGAACCUGCUGCAAAGAGUCGUUUCGCCGACGAUUCGGAUACUUCAGCUCUCAUCCGUACUCUGAACGAACGCAACGAUCGUGUCUUGCAGGAGUACGAAGCAGAAACCGACGAUCCUGCGCGCAACCCAGCCUCCGUCCUUCCCGAAAAGGAUCUCUGGACUCUCGAAAAGCACGACAAGCCGAACAAGCAGCUCGUCGCAACGACCAACGCUGGUUCUCGCAGAGACAGCGGAAUGGCAUCGGGGUACAACGACGACUACCGGGGUAACACCCAAUACCAGGGCGAGACGCGCUCACGGUCUGCCCAGCCUCCACCGCGCAGUCGCUACUAUGAUGACGACGACAGCGACUACGACGAGCGAAGUGGUCGCAGGUACGAAAGUGGUGGCCGAGGAUAUAGUGAUCGCGACCGAUACGACGAUCGCGACUACGAUCGCUAUGUCGAGACGACAGAGAGAUAUCGGGGACCUGUAGGUGCAGGACCACUUGUUCCCGCCGACCGCAGAGACAGCUACGCCCGUGAUGCGCCGUACGGCGCUGCAGGCACCGUAGCGCGUCGCUCCGACCCUCAUCUCGACCGUUCGCAAGUCAGUCGCCGCAGCGGAGUCUCACGCGGCCGCGAACGAUCGUACUCUCGCUCACGCUCUCGAAGCCGGUCGCGCAGCAGAUCCGGCGGAGGCAGCAACUUCCAAGACAAAAUCGCGCAAACCUUUGACACUUCUAGUAGAGGUCUCGGAGUCGGUUUGGCCGGUGCUGUCGCUGGAGGUUUGGCAGGCAGACAAUUCGGCAAGCAACAUCGUCAACGUGAUAUUAUCAUCGGUGCUGUUGUGGGCGGAUUGUUGGCCAAUGCCGGAGAGAAUAAGUGGAGUGAGUACCGGGAGGACAAGAAGAGAGAGGAGGAAGGGAUGCGAUAUGAGGGGAGGAGCAGAAGCCAAGGGCGAUAAUGACCUUCCCUCUCUCCUUCCUUCGCUCCUGCCACGGAGGCGACCCGGUGCGAUUUCCAAAUGUUAUGAUGAUGGAUUGGACAUGGACCGCAUGGCAUUAUGAGAUGGCAUGGACUGGAUACGGGCUUAUGACUUUCCUAUUUCUUCUUCUUCUUCUUCACUUCAUCAUGAUACGACAGCGGGUACGAGUAUUAGAGGCGGCACGGCUUUGCAUAGCGUUUUGGCUGAGGCUGCGAGUUUCUGAUCGAGGUAGACUUGAGUGUGACAGACAUACAUUGUGAA
This is a messenger RNA of Cercospora beticola, 1720 nucleotides long. Lineage: Eukaryota; Fungi; Ascomycota; Dothideomycetes; Mycosphaerellales; Mycosphaerellaceae. The record is from RefSeq and is a predicted model, not a curated record.